This is a messenger RNA of Lactuca sativa (garden lettuce), 3297 nucleotides long. Its product is annotated as putative leucine-rich repeat receptor-like serine/threonine-protein kinase At3g14840. Gene Ontology annotation, biological process: protein phosphorylation. Gene Ontology annotation, molecular function: protein binding; ATP binding; protein kinase activity. The record is from RefSeq and is a predicted model, not a curated record. Lineage: Eukaryota; Viridiplantae; Streptophyta; Magnoliopsida; Asterales; Asteraceae.
AGUAGAAUUGGUGUAUUUAUAGGCAUUACACGAAUAGUUUUUUGUUUAUUUUUUUUUUCCAUAAUUCCUUGGUUAAUUUGAUGUCGAUUCUCGAUUGUAGUUUGAGACUUUUGGUUACUCUUACACUCAUCUCAUCUACAGUUUUGUUCUUUGAAGGAACCGGUAUUCAAGCACAAGUCGGUUCUCUUCCUCAAUAUGAAGUAAAUGCUCUUCGUGAAAUAGCGGACCAAUUGGGUAAAAGGGAUUGGGAUUUUAGCCUAAACCCAUGCCAUGGAAAUCAAAAUUGGUCAACACCAAUAAUCAAUACAGAAAUGCCUGUUUAUAACAACUCUAUUAACUGUAACUGCUCCUUUCCAGGCAAUGUUUGUCACGUAGAGUCCUUACGUCUCAAGGGGCAGGAUCUUGACGGUGUUCUUCCACGAUCCCUGGCAAAGUUACCAUACAUCAAGAUCAUUGAUCUGGCUCGUAAUUAUCUAAGUGGCACCAUACCACGUGAAUGGGCUUCAAUGACCACACUGGAGUACUUGUCUGUUUUUGUGAAUAAUUUGUCCGGAGGAAUUCCAACAUAUUUGGGCAACAUAACCUCACUGGUAUAUCUGAGUCUGGAGGGUAACAUGUUGUCUGGAAGUGUUCCACCUGAGCUUGGAAAACUAGAAAAUUUAGCAACCCUAAUCCUUAAUGCAAAUAAUCUUUCUGGUGAGUUGCCAAUGGAACUCAAUAACUUGAGCAACUUGAAAGAACUCCGUUUAAGUAGCAACAAUUUCACUGGAAAAAUCCCAAACCUUGAGAGCUGGAGUCAGCUUGAGGAACUAGAGAUCCAUGCUAGUGGCCUAGAAGGACCAAUACCUGAAAGUGUUUCCUUCUUGAGCAAUUUAAUAGAACUACGGAUUUCUGAUUUAAGUGGAGAAGGCUUAAAGUUUCCAGAUCUGAGUAGGUUGACAAACAUGAAAACAUUGAUGUUGAGAAGCUGUAAUAUAACAGGGAAAAUUCCUGAUUAUAUAUCAAAUAUAUCCAAUUUGAAGCAUUUAGAUCUCAGUUUCAACAAUCUGAAUGGUGAAAUACCAGACCUAAGUGGACUAAAAAGUAUGGAAAAAAUAUAUCUAACUGGUAACUCCCUGAACGGAAGUGUUCCUACAUGGAUGAUCACCAAUAAAGAUGUUGAUCUUUCAAUAGAUCUUUCCUAUAACAACUUUAGAGAAAAUACUGUGCCAUCAGGUUGUGAUAGAUCACUGAACUUAUACAGAAGCUACUCUACUGGGAAUAAUUCAGAGCUUGCAAAGUGCCUUCGUCCUUGCAUCCAGAGUCCUGAGCAACAUUACAUAUCUUCAGUUCAUAUCAAUUGUGGUGGGCCAAGAGUUACCGUUGGAAAAAAGACUUAUGAAGCAGAUGAAGAUCCAGGUGGACCUGCAAUUUUUGUUCCUUCAAACGAAAAUUAUUGGGGAUAUAGCAGCACAGGAAGUAUAUGGAAAGUUAAGGACAACCUUAUUAAACGUAUCACAACUAAUUUAACUCUACUCACUAUGAAAGACGUUAAGCUUUACACAAAUGCUCGCAAGUCUCUAUUGUCUCUUACUUACUUCGGGCGUUGCUUACAAAAUGGCAAAUAUACAGUUAAACUACAUUUUGCAGAGAUAGUUUUCAGAGAUAAUAGAUCUUACCAUAGUCUUGGAAGACGUGCUUUUGAUAUUUAUGUCCAGGGCGUAAAUCAGUGGAAGAAUUUUGAUAUUAAGAAUGAAGCUGGUGGAGUCGAUAAGCCCAUAAUAAAGAUAAUAAAAAACGUAUCUGUAACUAAUGGAACAUUAGAAAUCCGGUUCCACUAUGCAGGGAAAGGUACAACAGCCACCCCUCAGAAGGGAGAUUUUGGCCCUCUGAUAUCUGCCAUAUCAAUGGAGUCCGAGCCCAAGGCUCCAACUCAUGGUAAAAUAUUUGCAUAUGCUGCUGGAGUGGUGGCUGUAGUGUUGUGCCUCAGUCUCAUAGUUCUUGGCAUCGCAUGGAAGAGGGGUUAUGUAUGGGACAAAAAUUCAAGAGAAAAAGAUGUAAGAGGAUUGGAUUUGCAGAUGGGUGUAUUUACAUAUAGACAAAUCAAGGCUGCCACUGACAAUUUUGCUGAUUCAAAUAAACUUGGCGAGGGUGGUUUUGGAUCCGUUUACAAGGGUACACUAUUAGAUGGAACUCUAAUCGCUGUGAAGCAACUCUCUUCCAAAUCAAAACAAGGAAACCGUGAAUUUGUGAAUGAAAUAGGCAUGAUAAUGGGUAUACAACACCCUAAUGUUGUAAGGCUACAUGGGUUUUGUGUGGAACGAAAGCAACUACUGCUUGUUUAUGAGUACAUGGAGAAUAAUUCUCUAGCACAUGCUCUAUUUGGUAUUCUCCUUUUCUUCUACUUCGUGAGUGAGCAGUAUAACUAUAAGUUGGAAAUUGAGUGGCCUACAAGACAAAGAAUUUGUGUGGGCAUUGCAAAAGGCCUGGCUUUCCUGCAUGAGGAGUCGGUGUUAAGAAUGGUUCAUAGGGAUAUAAAGGCGACAAAUAUUCUCCUAGAUGCUGACCUUACUCCAAAGAUCUCAGAUUUUGGUUUAGCAAGGCUUCAUGAAGAAGAGAACACUCACAUCAUGACUAGAGUUGCUGGAACUAUAGGGUACAUGGCACCAGAAUAUGUAUUAUAUGGAUACUUAACCUACAAAGCAGAUGUAUACAGUUUCGGGGUUCUUGCACUUGAAAUUGUUACUGGAAAAAACAAUAUGAAAUAUACGCCACACGAUGAUUGCUUUUGUCUUCUUGACUGGGCUGUUGUUCUGAAGCAAAAAGGGAGUUUGAUAGACUUGGUGGACCCACGAUUGGGUUCUGAAUUCAAAAAAAAAGAGGCAUUGAGAAUGAUCGAAAUUGCUCUAUUAUGCACUAAUGAGUCCCCAGUUCUUAGGCCUGUCAUGUCUGAAGUAGUUAAUAUGUUGGAGGGCCAUACCAAAACCGAGGAAAUAAAUGUGAAUGUGAACACAUCUGAAGAAGAGAACAGGUUUCAGGCACUUGGGGGGAAGCUUGAAAGAAUGCAGUCACAUGAGUUUGAGCGGCCAGAUAUUUCUAUUAAUCCAGCAUCUUCCAGCUCAAAUGACCUCUAUCCCAACAGUCAAAUUUCUCAAAAAUGUUGACUCAUAUUUGCAUAAGCACUACUUCCUUGAUAUCCUUUUGUAAUAGCCAUAUGUAAUAUCUGUUUUCUAACAAUUAAUUGUAGUAUAUUUAUAUAAUUCAGUGGAACCUUUUUGAAGAUAUUUUCUAUAAUAAACUACUAUUUCUUACCGGUUA